AUGUUUUUCUCACACUUUGCCAAACUUGUGUCUGAAAGCAGUGAUGACAAGACAACUGGAUUUAAAAAUUAUGAAAAGAAAAAUGUGCUCACAGGAAUUAUCCUCUAUAGACAUCUGCAAGACUACCUUCUAACUGAAGAACAGUUACGUGAACAUAACUACCCUCAACCACACCCUGACAAACCAGGAAGUAUUCUUUUAAACUCAGGAAUGACAAAACCUCUUCUAAAUGAUGCCUCUAAGAAGAUCUGUUGUCGAUGUGGGAAAAUAUAUGGUGUGACUUCUUCAGGUAAACACAGUAGGGUAGAAGAAUGUAACUACCACUUCGGCCGAGUGUUGAGUCAUAAAGUGAGGGACUCAUCAGACUCCCCUGCCCAGGAUCGGCUCGUUCCUCAGUUACCACUCUGCUAUCUCCAAGCUGCUCUCAUCUCUCCGUGGUCGGCUGCAGCUCCUCAUUCCUUCAGCGUUGUCCACGCCGGCCGGCUUCACUCCCUCCCUCACCACCGCCACUCACCCGUGACCUUGAGGGUGCUGGUCCUCAGGGGCUUAGAAUCUCGAUACAGCUGUUGCGGAGGUGUCCUUGGAUCCCCUGGGUGCCAGGUCGCCAAGCUUCAUGUUCAUGACCAAAAAGAAAACCUAGAGGGCUUUGUGAAGACUUUUGACAAGGUCCCACCUGCUGAUGGUAAUCACGGUGUGUUUGCAAUACAUUGUGAGAUGUGCUAUACAACCAAAGGCUUGGAACUUGCUAGAGUGACAGUGGUUGAUUCCAGCCUCCAGGUGGUCUAUGGGACAUUUGUGAAACCAGAUGAAGAAGUCAUUGACUACAACACCAGGUUUUCUGGUGUGGCAGAAGAUGAUUUGAAGAACACAACGACGUCAAUUCGUGACGUCCAAGCCGUCUUGUUGAACCUGUUUAGUGCUGACACUAUAAUAAUCGGACAUAGCUUUGCAUAUAGUCUGUAUGCUCUUAAGGCUGUGCCCCUCUCCACUGAGUCGCAAGAUGGGAAAGCCUGGCUCUCCAGUCACCCCAAGUCCUUGUGGGAACCUCUCAGCACUCAGGCUGCCCUGACCCCGCACCAUGGUACUCUCUUGGUGGGAAAAUGUGGUCUCUGA
Lemur catta (Ring-tailed lemur) is the source of this 1113-nucleotide messenger RNA. Its product is annotated as RNA exonuclease 1 homolog. The transcript is spliced from 10 exons. The record is from RefSeq and is a predicted model, not a curated record. Bases 1 to 1113 code for a protein of 370 amino acids. NCBI's taxonomy places the organism in Eukaryota, Metazoa, Chordata, Mammalia, Primates, Lemuridae. Gene Ontology annotation, cellular component: nucleus. Gene Ontology annotation, molecular function: nucleic acid binding; exonuclease activity.